UUAGAGGGGAGAGUGGGAGCAACAGGGUCGGACGCACAGGGGACUUUGUAGAAAAACCUGCCAGGACUCCGCCAGAAGAACUCGAUGGGCAGGACGCCAGGCUCCAGGGAGAGCUGAGGAGGGCCAGAGGGGGCGCCCCCUGCCCUGUCGGAACCAGGUCUUUUCCACCCCAAGUUCACGUUCGACUUAGGGGGCGAGAGGGUGUGGCAAGGCUGGUGCUAGGUGGGGUACAGGGAGGUGAGGGGCGGGGAGCGACCCCAGAUCUAUGGAGGACGGCUCAUUCCCUGCUGGGCCACCAGAGGAAAGUGUGGCCUGAACCCCGCAAGGCCUCUACUUUGGCCUAAAGACAUUGCACCCCACCCCACCCCUGCGCCGCGCGUCUGCACCGCCUCCGGCCCCGCCCUCCGGUCCAGCCGCCUCGCUAUUGGCUGAACCGUCCGGGGAGCCACCGGCGGGGUAAUUAAUGAAGGAUUAACGAGAGCCCCAAAGUCAACAGAAAAAUCAAUGGGCCGCGGAGCCCGAGAGGCCGCAGCUGCGCAGUCCCGCGGGGGCAGGGCGUCGGGGGCCUUGGUCCCCGCGCGGGGGCCUCAUCUGGACAGACGGGAGCCAGCCGGCGGCAAUGCCUGCCCAGGCCUCAGGUCACACAGCAAUGAGAGGCAAGAGUGGAACGGAGCCCAGGACAGCUCGGCAGCCAACCAGAACCCUGUCUCCCUCCCCAGCCCCUACUGAGGCUCCACCCAUGGCCACUCCAGAGGCUCAGGCGACUGGAGAGGCUCCGGCUAAGGAGAACCAAGUGGCCUUGGGGUUCGAGCAGACCAGGGCCCCUGCCUCGCCAGUCGAGAGGUCCUGGCUGGCGCGGCACUUCUCGCUGCUGCUGCGGCGGGACCGGCAGGCCCAGAAAGCUGGGCAGCUCUUCUCGGGGCUCCUGGCGCUCAACGUGGUGCUCCUGGGCGGAGCCUUCAUCUGCAGCAUGGUCUUCAACAACGUGGCCGUCACGCUGGGGGACGUGUGGAUCCUGCUGGCCACGCUGAAGGUCCUGUCCGCCCUCUGGCUCCUCUACUACACCGCAGGGACCACCCGGCAGCCGCACGCCGUGCUCCACCGGGACCCGCACGCGGGGCCCGUGUGGGUGCGGGGUUCCCUGGUGCUCUUCGGCAGCUGCACCGUCUGCCUCAACGUCUUCCGCGUGGGCUACGACGUGAGCCACAUCCGCUGCAAGUCGCAGCUGGAGCUGGUCUUCCCCGCCAUCGAGGUCGUCUUCAUCAGCGUCCAGACGUGGGUGCUCUGGAAACACUGCAAGGACUGCGUUCAGAUCCAGACCAACUUCACUAGGUGUGGCCUGAUGCUGACACUGGGCACGAAUCUGCUGCUGUGGCUUCUGGCCGUCUCCAACGAUUCCAUGCACCAUGAGAUCGAGGCCGAGCUCAGCGCCCUCAUGAAAAAGCUCUCAGGCAACGGCACCAACACCUGUCUGUGCCUCAAUGUCACCAUGUGCGAGGUCUUCCGGAAGGGCUACCUGAUGCUCUACCCCUUCAGCACCGAGUACUGCCUCAUCUGCUGCACCGUGCUCUUCGUCAUGUGGAGGAACGUGGGCCGCCGCCUGGCACCCGCCGCAGGCCCCCCCCCCGGCGCCCCGUCCUUCCACUUGCACGGGGCCAUCUUCGGGCCGCUGCUGGGCCUGCUGGUGCUGGUGGCAGGCGUGUGCGUCUUUGUGCUCUUCCAGAUCCAAGCAAGUGGCCCGGCCAUCGCGCGCCAGUACUUCACCGUCUACUACGCCUUCUACGUGGCCGCGCUGCCUGCUAUGAGCCUGGCGUGCCUGGCGGGCACGGCCAUCCACGGGCUAGAGGAGCGAGAGCUGGACACGCUCAAGAACCCCACCCGCAGCCUGGACGUGGUGCUACUGAUGGGCGCGGCUCUGGGCCAAAUGGGCAUCUCCUACUUCUCCAUCGUGGCCAUUGUGGCCACCCGUCCCCACGAGCUGCUCAACUGCCUCAUCCUGGCCUACUCGCUGCUACUCAUCCUCCAGCAUAUGGCCCAGAACCUGUUCAUCAUCGAGGGCCUGCACCGCCGCCCGCUCUGGGAGGUGACUCCUGAGAGCCUGGCCGGGAAGUGGGAGGCUGAGCUGCCCCGCAGGGGCUCCCUGCUGGAGCUGGGCCAGGACCUGCGGCAGGCCUCGCUGGCCUACAUCCACUCUUACAGCCACCUCAACUGGAAGCGGCGAGCCCUCAAGGAGAUCUCACUCUUCCUCAUCCUCUGCAAUAUCACACUAUGGAUGAUGCCUGCUUUCGGCAUCCACCCAGAGUUUGAGAACGGGCUGGAAAAGGACUUCUAUGGCUACCGGACGUGGUUCACCAUCGUCAACUUUGGCCUGCCUCUGGGGGUCUUCUACCGCAUGCAUUCUGUGGGGGGUUUGGUGGAGGUCUACCUGGGGGCCUGAGGGUGCCCGAGGAACCCACGCCCUGCAGACCCCCAAAGUGCCAGGGCCAGGGAGAAUGGCACCCAGAUGCCCCAUUCCAGGGGCACCUAGACCAGCCUGGCACCCCCAAAGCCCGCUCUGCCCUGGAAGCUCAUUGAGGGGUAGUGUCACUGUCCCCAGGCCCAGACCAAGAGCGGGGCCUGGACACUGAGCUGCUGAAGCCCACACCCAGGACGGAGCACAGCCUGCCCGCUGCUCACCGCGUCAGCGCAGCCCAGGAGGAAGUCCUCACAGCUACCCUCUGGGACAGCCCUGUGCUGGGAGUUUGCAGAGGUGCAGCCCCUCCCCAGCCAGGCUUAGGGGCUCGGCCUCCUGCCUGGCCCAAGCUCAGCCCAGGACAUCUGGAAGCUCGUGGCUCGGCAGGCCGCCCUGCCCUUGUCUCCCUACACGCCCUGUCUCCUAAUGAGCUUCUUAAUUAGCUGCCAGGCAGGGUUCAACAGCCCUCUCUCCCGCUGCCAUAUAAACCCUGUUUGUUUGAUCGAUUCCAUUCGGGCUUCGUGGCAUUUGUUCCUGGGGACAGAGCUGCUGCCCCACAUACAGUGGGAAGGGAUAGUCCUCCUGGGCGGGGCUAUGGGGCUGGAACAGUCCUACUUCUGGGCCAGGAGGGGUCUAAACCCUUUGUCUGGUCCUCCCCUUGUCUGAUCCACAGCAGGAGAGGGGAAGAGAGAGGCUGGGGC
Molecule: messenger RNA, 3153 nt
Organism: Bubalus bubalis (water buffalo)
Lineage: Eukaryota; Metazoa; Chordata; Mammalia; Artiodactyla; Bovidae
Gene: OTOP3
Product: otopetrin 3
Biological process (GO): proton transmembrane transport
Cellular component (GO): membrane
Molecular function (GO): proton channel activity
Source: RefSeq, a predicted model, not a curated record